Eremomyces bilateralis CBS 781.70 is the source of this 1777-nucleotide messenger RNA. RefSeq lists its product as uncharacterized. The transcript has 4 exons. Bases 61 to 1293 code for a protein of 410 amino acids. NCBI's taxonomy places the organism in Eukaryota, Fungi, Ascomycota, Dothideomycetes, Eremomycetales, Eremomycetaceae. Gene Ontology annotation, molecular function: oxidoreductase activity. The record is from RefSeq and is a predicted model, not a curated record. Gene Ontology annotation, biological process: deoxyribonucleotide biosynthetic process.
UCAAUACUUCCUUCGUGCUCUUCGUACUGCUCAUUGCUGCUGUCAGAACGCACAUCGACCAUGUCCACCCUUCAAUCCACUCCAUCAAAGACGGCUGCUGCUGGCAUUGAGAGCCUCAAGAUGGCCGACUCACCUGUGAAGAAGCUCGACUUUGCUCCUGCCGACAAAGAGAACGCGGAGGUUGCUGUCCCGGUGAAGGGUAUUCCUGAGUGGGAGCCUCCCAAGGAGGAGACGAGUCUAUCGGUCGCUGCCACGAUUAAACCCGAGGAGGCAUAUGAGCCUCUCCUACAAGAGAACCCUCAGCGAUUCGUCCUGUUCCCCAUCAAAUAUCAUGAGAUCUGGCAAAUGUACAAGAAGGCCGAAGCAUCGUUCUGGACGGCGGAAGAGAUCGACCUGUCGAAAGACCUACACGACUGGAACAAGAAACUCAACGACGACGAGCGAUUCUUCAUCUCACACGUCCUCGCCUUCUUCGCCGCGUCCGACGGCAUCGUCAACGAGAACCUGGUCGAGCGCUUCAGCGGCGAGGUGCAGGUCCCCGAAGCGCGAUGCUUCUACGGGUUCCAGAUCAUGAUGGAGAACAUCCACUCCGAGACCUACUCGCUGCUCAUCGACACCUACAUCAGUGAGCCGAAGCAACGGACCUACCUCUUUAACGCCAUCGACACCAUCCCCUGCAUCCGCAAAAAGGCCGACUGGGCCCUCCGCUGGAUCUCCGACAAGAACAGCACCUUCGCCUCCCGCCUCGUCGCCUUCGCCGCCGUCGAAGGCAUCUUCUUCAGCGGCUCCUUCGCCUCCAUCUUCUGGCUCAAGAAGCGCGGCCUGAUGCCGGGCCUCACCUUCAGCAACGAGCUGAUCUCCCGCGACGAGGGCAUGCACACCGACUUCGCGUGCCUCCUCUUCCAACACAUCCGCAACAAGCCCUCCGACGAGUCCGUCCGCCGCAUCAUCACCGAAGCGGUCACCAUCGAGCAGGAGUUCCUCACCGAGGCCCUCCCCGUCCGCCUGCUCGGCAUGAACUCCGACCUCAUGUGCCAGUACAUCGAGUUCGUCGCUGACCGCCUGCUCCUCGCCCUCGGCCUGCCCCGCCACUACAACUCCGCUAACCCCUUCGACUUCAUGGAGAACAUCUCCCUCGCCGGCAAGACCAACUUCUUCGAGAAGCGCGUCGGCGACUACCAGAAAGCUGGCGUCAUGGAGAGCACGAAGCGCCACGAGAAGCCCGUCGACGGCAUCGCUCCCGCGCCCUCCGCCACCAUGAAGGGCGACUUCGCCUUCGACGAAGAUUUCUAGGCGCAUCCUCUCUGCCAGGAGGCCGGCGUCAUUCCUUUUGUUCACCAUGCGACGAAACAUAAUUCCCCUCACAUUUUAUCUGUUUCUUACCCCUGUCGACCCGAGCGGUCGAGGCGGGCGGAAGCGAGUUACGUAGAUCAUGCAGUUCAUUCAUCACGGGGAUCCACGGGCUGCAAGCGGUGUUUGGAUAGCAUUCUUGUUUGAUGGCGUUCGGGUGGAAUAGGGAUGGGGUGGGGAUGGACUUAUGUAUAUCGCUGUGUAUUGUCAUACAUGGAAAAAAAAUUAAAAUCAAACUACAAAUUAUAGAAUGUGCUCGGAGUGUGAUGUCACGCUGUUAACAUAGACAUUGAAAAUACUGGUGAUGGUUGUAACGAGUUUGACGACCUGCACGCCAUCGAUGCGGACCUGUCGUCUCAUGUGCGGAAUCUAGAAUCAAUGUCAAGGCCUCCCCUGCCUGUCCUCGUUCAAGCAUGCCAUAUCGCCC